Molecule: messenger RNA, 1515 nt
Organism: Cladocopium goreaui
Lineage: Eukaryota; Dinophyceae; Suessiales; Symbiodiniaceae
Source: the annotation of a GenBank genome assembly
AUGGACUUUGGAGUUCCCCAAGACCGUCAGAGAGUCUACAUUUUGGGCGCCAAGAGGUCCUCAAAGAAGGGUAUCACCAACCCACCACUGAGCAUGCCCAAAUGCAAAGGUAGCAAGCCUAGUCUUUCAACUUUGCUUUUGAAGAACGUCGGGGCCAAGCAAAAGAAAAAGAUGAAGAUGGGGAAAACGGCCAUGAAGAACCUGAAAGCUGCCAGGGUGAAGUUCGAGGAGGAUUACGCCCGUUCCUCCAAGCCAGUGAUUGUAGAUUUGGCGGCAGGCCAAAAUUUCGCCCGAGUUUGUCAUGACUUCGUGCCAACAUUGUUGGCUGGUCGCUGUGCAAGCAGCUUCAGUGAUGACGAUAUCCCGUGGCAACUGCUCAACGUCCCGAAGACUCAGAGAGGCAGAAUGAUCGGCAACGCCAUGACACAGACUGUCUUGGCAAGGGCCAUCGAGGCCGUUUUGAUUUCCGCCCGACUCAAGCAAACCGAUGGAGUGAACCUGGAACAUUUUGCAAAGGUCCAAGAAGCAUAUGACACGCACGCUGAGUUUGCCGGCCUGGUUCAGGGAUCACAGCCCAAGUCCUUAGCGGAAGGGUCCCCCGCAGCUCCGUUGGAUGUGACCGUUUUGGCCGGCCGUUCUGCACAAUUUGCUGCACAAGACCAAGAUGCUGGUGACGGUGCUUCGAGGGACAUCAUUUUUGGGUGCAUCCCCAUCAUUGACACUGCAGUGAAAUAUUUGCAGAACGGCCGUUUUGCAGAACCCAAGUGUGCAGAGCGUCUGGUGGUCUAUGCUGACCCUGCGAUCCUGAAGAACCAGCAGGGCCAAAUCCCAGAACGCACGUUGAAGAGGCUCUCCCCUGAGGAAGAGCAUCACGCGAUGAUUCUCGCAACGGCCAGAGGUUUGAGUGCGGGUUGCAACAUCCAAAAAUGGGCACAGGCUUGGUUGACUCAGCCAGUUGUGUUCCGUUGCGUCCGGAGGCUUUCGGCCUUGUCGGCAGCUAUCUCAGACGACCUGACUGCCGCCUUGUUCUUUGAGGUUCAGAGGGUGUAUCAGAUCGGACUCCUGGCCCAGUCAAUGAAGAACCAAAGCAGCAGAACGAACCACAAGGAGGUGCAUGCAGCCUUCCAUGCAAACUUGCGAGUCUCAAGUGGCGAGUCGAUCAAUCCGACAUUCGUCCGCGUGGCCCUCACAAUGUGGAAAGUGCUCCAGCACAAGGCUGUUCGCAAUGCGUUGCUUCUCGGAGACGAGCUGUUCGGAAAGAACAACCCUCUCAGCAACUCCUUGUACAAACUUGAAGCACUGAUGCAGGCUUCUGGCAGUGACCCCGUCCGUUUCGAAAGCAUGUUGGUUUUCUUCUUCGACUUAGUCUUGAAUGGCGAUAUCCAGCCCUGGGAGUGCUCAUGGGGCCCCCUCACGGGGAAGAAGCAACCGCAUAACAAGGGGAACCUUCGCUGUCGCUUCAAGAUUGUAUUUUUCAAACCUGAUGAUCGAUUGUCUUUUUGGGGAUGGGCGUGA